Diatraea saccharalis (sugarcane borer) is the source of this 1540-nucleotide messenger RNA. The record is from the annotation of a GenBank genome assembly. NCBI's taxonomy places the organism in Eukaryota, Metazoa, Arthropoda, Insecta, Lepidoptera, Crambidae.
CUCCACUAUAUAAAAGAGGCUGUACGAUUGCCGUCGCGACACUUGCUGCUCCGCUGGUUCGGCCCGGGAGUACAUCACAACCAUGAACGCACUACUGGUACUAACGGUUGCUUUCGGCGCAGUCUCAGCGGAUAUAGGACUGGGCUAUCAGUAUAAAGUGCCUCACACCUCAUACGGUGUUCCUUCUUACCAAGUAGGUAGUAAUUACAACACCGGCUCAUCUGGCGUUAGUGGAUCAAACGGAUACCUUUACAAAGGACAAUCCGGAUACCAAGGCCUUUCAGCUGGACAGCAAAAUGCUGGUUACCAAGGAGGAUAUACUGGUCUCCAGAGUGGAGUAGCCACUGGCACUGGUUACCAAACGGCGGGUGGUGGCUACCAAACUACAGGUUCGGGAAGUCAAUAUUAUACAUCGCCCAACACCGCCAGUUCUGGUGUUGUCUCUAAUACUUUUCAACAGCCUAACUAUGUAUCAGGAUUGAACGGUGGGCAAAGUGGAUACCAAACAUAUAAUCAAUACCAAACUCAAUACCAACAUAAAUAUCAACAACAAUAUCAAAUUCAACAACAGCCUGCUCAAGUGUUUAAACAUUACUAUGUUCAUGCUGCUCCUGAAGAACCUGAGGCAGCCAAACCACGCAAUCCAAUUGUUUUACCUGCUCCACAAAAGCAUUAUAAAAUAAUCUUCAUCAAGACACCUGCACAAGCCGCAGUUGCACCUCAAUAUAUACCAGUGCAACAGCAAAACGAGGAAAAAACCAUAGUUUACGUUCUCGUGAAGAAUCCCGAAGAUUACAAAGAUAUUGUGGUACCCAAAGUAGAACAAAAGCCUCCAUCUAAGCCGGAAGUAUACUUCAUUAAAUACAAUAGCAAAGAGGACUCUCAGUCAGUCAUUAACAAUAUUGUUAAUGAUUACAACCAAAAAGGACAGUCUGCAAGUUUCAGCAAUGCCGGGGGUGAAGCUUCAACUGGAUCUUUUACUGGUCAAUCUGCACUUGGUUCAGGAGUAUCUUCCGCAGGUUCAGGCUCAAGUUUAGUCACAGGAGUUUCAUCGACAGGAGCUUUCAGUGAACAAACAAGUGCAGGAGCUGGGCAAAUCGCAUCUACACAAACUGAGAGUCAGCUGUUAGCAAAUUUUGGAUCAUCUUUUGGACAAACAGGUCAGAGUCAAGAACAAAAUCUACAAUCUGACAUUAGCUCUGUUUUUGGUAGUGGAACGAGUGGAGCAGUUAGUUUAUCCGCAGUAGAGACAAAUGAUCAGGGUGCUUCUAGUGCUUUUUCUUCGUCUACUGCUAAUUACGAUAGCGCAAAUACGAUUUCGGCUAGUCAAGGCGUACCUCACGAAACAUAUGGUGUCCCUAAAUUCAAAGUAAAAUAGUUUAUUUAGAAUUUAUAAGGUAAACACAAUGCUAAAGACUUUUUCAUAUAAAAAUUACAUUUGUUAAUUCUAUAAAUAUGAAGAGCUUAUUUCUAAAGUAAAAUAAACCAUUUUAAAUUUAAUAAUUACGUUUUUUCUUUCCCUUUGUAGAAUACGAUUAAC